Zygotorulaspora mrakii is the source of this 1527-nucleotide messenger RNA. RefSeq names its product Thi2p (gene THI2). The coding region runs from base 1 to 1527 and encodes 508 amino acids. Gene Ontology annotation, molecular function: zinc ion binding; DNA-binding transcription factor activity, RNA polymerase II-specific. NCBI's taxonomy places the organism in Eukaryota, Fungi, Ascomycota, Saccharomycetes, Saccharomycetales, Saccharomycetaceae. The record is from RefSeq and is a predicted model, not a curated record. The transcript has a single exon. Gene Ontology annotation, biological process: regulation of transcription by RNA polymerase II.
AUGGUUGAACUCCAAGUGGAACAGGACAAACAGGAACGUGAACUCCAAGUAGAACAGGACAAACAGGAACGUGAACUCCAAGUGGAACAGGACAAACAGGAACGUGAACUCCAAGUGGAACAGGACAAACAGGAACAUGAUCAACAAUUGAAAGCCAAGUUACUGGCUCCACUGAGAGGUAGAACUUUCAGUGGCUGCUGGGCAUGUAGACUUCGUAAGAGAAGGUGUGACGAGAUGAGACCCCGAUGUUCAUAUUGUAUCGAACAUAAUAUAAAAUGCUGUUAUGAUGUGAGACUGGUAUGGCUGGAGGAAAAUAGCUAUAGGAUCUCAUUGAAAAAUAACAGUGAAGCACAAUUGGUUAGGAUGAGCCAAAUGAAAAGGAAAAGGUGCUGCAUUGAUGAAGAUUCAGAAGGCACAAAACAAAGGAAACUGACAACUUCAAACAGUCAGUCCGCUAGAGUUGCCUUGUCUCCACCCAAUAGCGAGAGCGAAAUCGAGGAGGAACCAGACGAUAAAAAGACUCUACCAGUGCCCAUUGACGCGGAACCGGAACUAGAACUCGAACUGGAACAAUCAAACUUAAAUAUAAGAAGAUUACAGACGUAUGAUAAUCAUGUCAAAUCUGUUUACGGUACGGGGAGAGUCAGAAAUUAUGAUCAAAAAUCUGUUAAUAAGACCUUGAACGGUUUACUGAGAAAAUUAGAGAACCAUUCUAAGAACAGUUUUAAAAACAGCGGCAUUUCAACUCACAAAGAGGGACCUUUUUCGGUUUUUGACAUGCAUUUCGAUGACGAAUCAAUCAGCAUUAACAAUAAUAUUCCAUCACCACCUAUGAAUAAUCAUACUCAAAAGAACACGAAUAGCUUUCAAGAAUUGCACGAAAGGAAAGAAUUUAUUGAUUGUUUAGUGGAAAACAAAAUAUAUACAAUUCUAUGGUUAAAUACUCAUGGAAAUAUGAUUUUGAGUAGAGAAGAAUACUGCAAAUGGUUCCUUGGCUAUAUGAAGAGAAUUUUGCCAUUCGAGUUUUGUAAAGUACUGGAAAAAAUCAUCAGUGACGCUAAUCCGUUCAAUAUCUCCAAUUGGCUCAGUAUUAUAAAAAAUAAAUGGCUACAUAAUCCAGAUUGGCAAACUGUUUCGUUCACAUUAUUGACGGUUGUUCAUGGUUAUACCUGUCCUGAAUUAUCGAGUGAACUUGAAAAUUGGUUCUUGACACAAUCGAUACUACAAUAUUCGAUGUAUCCGUUGAUAAAUUUUAUUGUUAGAAACUCAACUAAUUUGAUCCUGCUGUACCAUUGUAAUGUAUUACUGAAUAAUAAUAAUGAGUGCUCACAGGAUAUCUAUCAAGAUGAAUUGACAAAUGAAUUAAAUGUCUUGGUGACCAAAAAAGUGGUCAAUAUAUGGAGGGAUAGAAUUUUGAAGCAACUUUGUUCCUGUGAAGAUACAACGAAAUCGUGCUCGCAAUUGAAAUACUGGGAAUUACAAUUGAAGUAUAACGAGAUUUUCUACACAGAUGUGUAUUCAACGUAG